Messenger RNA from Myripristis murdjan (pinecone soldierfish), 2402 nucleotides. Its product is annotated as ubiquitin carboxyl-terminal hydrolase 37-like. The transcript is spliced from 17 exons. Gene Ontology annotation, biological process: protein deubiquitination. The record is from RefSeq and is a predicted model, not a curated record. Lineage: Eukaryota; Metazoa; Chordata; Actinopteri; Holocentriformes; Holocentridae. Gene Ontology annotation, cellular component: cytosol; nucleus. Gene Ontology annotation, molecular function: cysteine-type deubiquitinase activity. Bases 1 to 1512 code for a protein of 503 amino acids.
AUGGGCGGAUGCUUCUCCAGAAAGGACACCGUCGAGGUCGACACAGCCCCCGUCCCGAUCUCGGCCUUGGCCUCAUCCGCUGGGGAGAAGACUCCCUCUUCUUACCAUGUUUCUCCCUCCCCCUCUCUUCCUGCCAUCCCUCCCGAGUCUCCCUCCAUCUCCCGCUCCUCCAGCCUGUCCUCCCUGCUUCAAACUGAGAAGACACCCUCCUCUUUCCAGGUUUCUCCCUCCCCCUCUCCUCCUGCCACCCCUUCCGAGUCUCCCUCCAUCUCCCGCUCCUCCAGCCUGUCCUCCCUGCACCUGUCCUCUCUUUUUGACACUGAGAAGACACCCUCCUCUUUCCGGGUUUCUCCCUCCCCCUCUCCUCUCGCCACCCCUCCCGAGUCUCCCUCCAUCUCCCGCUCCUCCAGCCUGUCCUCCCUGCACCUGUCUUCUCUUUUUGACACUGAGAAGACACCCUCAGGGUCCCCCUCCAGCAGCCGUCCCUCCUCCCCCACCCGAGCUGCUACGCCAUCAUGUGAGGAGUCCAGCACCAUCAGCGACCCCUCCUCCACUUUGACGCCCUUGACUCCCUGCGGUCCGAGCGGCCAGGACCACACCACCAAACCAGCAGAGCAGGAAUCAGGGCCAGUGAAAGAGGCAGGAAAAUCCUUCUGGAAGUGGAGGGACUUUUUCCUCAAGGGCCUCUUCAACAAGAGAAAAUCCCAGCAGAAGAAACUUGGGUUGCCAAACAUCGGCAACACCUGUUUCAUCAGUGCAACUCUCCAGGGCCUGUACAACACUGAGAGCCUCUGCAGCGCCAUCAUGAGGCAGGAGGGUCUCUGGAGCCCCCAAGCUGAAACCCCCCUCAAGCUGCAGAGGUAUUUUGGAGAGUUGCACAAAGCCAGGCUUGGAAAGCCGUCAUACAAGGGGAAGAGGAGGCUCCUGUCCUCUCUGAAGAGUUACAUGGCCGCUUACAAUGAGGAGUACGAUUGUAACUCUCAGCAGGAUGCACAUGAGUUUUUCCUGCUCCUCCUGAUGGCGAUGAAGUCAGAAGGUGCGAUGCUGCAGGAGACGUCCUUCGUGCCGGACUACGUUUGUCCGGUUGAAACCUUUGAGUUUCACCUGCAGUGUGUCCGCACCUGCUCCAGCUGCGGCCAGAAAAUCUACCAGGAGGAAGAGCACAACAACUUGUCGCUGGAUGUCUCUUCCUCCGUGGAAGACAGCCUCCAGCUCUACUUCACAGAGUCAGAGUUGGAGUGCAGGUGCUGGCAGUGCUCUGCUCGCCAGGCAACCACAGUCCGACAUUUCCUCACUCUGCCCCGGGUGCUGGUUCUUCACAUUAAACGGUUCCAGCAUGACAGGGGAGAGUUGAGGAAAGUGGACGCCUCCAUCAGCAUCCCACGAGUGCUGUCGCUGGCUCCCCACUGCGGACAGCAGAGGGACGAAGCUGCAGAGGACCAACUGAGUGUGACAAAGACAAGAGCACCUACCGGCUCUCUGCAGUCGUCUCACACCUCGGGUACAGCAUGAACAGAGGCCACUACAUCUGCGAUGCUGCUAAGGGAGAAGGCAAAAAGUGGCUGACCUUCUCUGACUUGAAGGUGAAGGAGGCACAUGAGGACGAUGUCCUGAAGGAGAGAGAGGACACAGCUUACAUGCUGUACUACGUCCUCAGUGAGGCAGAGGAGAGGGACCAAGAGGCCCUGCAGCAGCACCAGGGCUCCAAGGAGACCACUGGCACCAGCCAGGUCUAAACAGGCCCAGCUUUUAUUUUGACAGGGUUAAUACAAACCCGUCAAAAUAAAAGCAGAUUCCGAUUAAGCAAAAAUGCUCUCACAAGAUUUCCUCACUCUAAUCAGGAGACAGGGUGGCAGUGCUCUGGUUGCCAGGCAACAACGACCAGAUGUUUGUACACCCCACACGGGUGAGUGUGACACUUGAGUCCAGCUGCAGCCCAACUCGACUCUGUGUGUUGGUGCUGUGGGGAGCAGAGACGUGAACCUGCAGUGGACAAAGAAUGUGCACCAUGCAGGAGGCGGCCGUUUGUGAGAAAAAACCCUCCAAAGCUCAGGUUUCCUAACAGCUGCUCUCUGGGCGCUGUCACCCUCCACGGAAAGCAGGGAAAGAGCCGAAUGGCAAGUGGCAGCACACCAACUUGCACGUGCCAGCUCGUCUACAGUGGGGCGUCUCCUCUGCGGCUGGGACAGGCAGAGCGGUCGGCUCAUUGAGUCCUCACCCUGUCAGCGACAUGGCGCCCAAGGAGCCUGAGCUCCACAUCUGCCCGUCCACAAGAAACCAAGAAGAAAUAAACCUUUUUGGUUUUGAUUCACCUCAAUCAAAUUCCUGUGUCAUGAGGCCAACUGUAAUUGAGUUAGUUGUUAUAUUCUGGUGUAAAAUGAUUCAAAGUUUUUUUUAGGCAU